AUGGCUUCAAAUACCAAUAUGUACCAUCGCGUAUCUGGCAAUAAUAAAGAAAACAAUAAAUUGAUUGAUAAUAGCCAUAGAAACUUUCAAAUAUCAUCGUCACCACCAUCAGACCACCAUCAGUCUUACUCUCGGCAGCAACGAAAUUCUCAUCCAAUACGUUCAUCUAUUUUAACUAUUACUUCACCGGCCAAAUUAAACUCCUUAGAUAACCGAAUUCAUAAAAAUAACGAUGGUGGCAGUGGUGCAGGGCUCAAUAAAAAAUUAGCCCACAACACUUCAUUGUCAUUAAAUAAUGGUAAAAUUGGCCGUACUGGUAACACUACUUGUUAUUUAAGUGAUAAACUAGCGCUAUCUUUAUCGGAACGACAAAAUAUUAAUAAAAACAAAAAGACCAUCGAAGCACCCAAAAAAGUUCUUAACGGCACUCAUAGUCAUAGUAAAUCUCCCCAAAUUACGAAUAUUCCAUUUUUGAAAAGGGAGGCAUCAGUUUCCUCUUUAUCUAUACCUCAACCUCCACCUUUAAGAAGAGCAAUCUCUUCUGUAGCAUCUGGUAGGAAUACCUCCAUCGGUUUGGCAUUACCUGUAUCCAUAAAAAAUCAUGGUUCGUACAAUUGUUUGUCAAAUAAUGGUGCUGCUAUUACCAACAAUGAUAAUAAUAAUAAUAAUAAUAAUGAUAAUAAUAAUAAUAAUAAUAAUAAUAAUAAUAGAGAAGACUUCUGGAAAAGUGAUGACAGGUUUAUUCCAAAUAAAUAUAAUACACCCAAGAAUUCCAAAAAUGAUAUUUCAAUUAUAUCUGAUGACAGUCCAUCUCCUCCACCAAACGCAUCCCCAGAGACACACCUAAGAGCGCAUUCCAAAAAAAUUUUUAAAAGUAACGUAGCUAAUGCCUGUGGUAUUGAUUUUAAUCAACGAAUUUUACAAUAUUUGCCUGAACCACCAAUUCCAUCGUUAAAGAGAUCACAAAGUUACCAAAUUGGUACCAGGUAUAACUAUUUUGCAAAUCACAUUACCACCGCCACCAAUAAUGCCAGUAUCACUGGCGGUAACCUUUCGAAUACAAAACAACAGCAACAACAACAACAACAACAACAAUUAUUUACAUUGAGAAAAGUGAACAAGAGCCCAGAAAGGAUCUUGGAUGCUCCCAAUUUUGUUAACGAUUUUUAUUUAAAUUUAAUAUCAUGGAAUAAUGCCAAUAUUUUGGCCAUUGCGCUAGAUACAACAUUAUAUUUGUGGAAUGGAAAUACUGGUGAUGUAACACAACUAGUUGAUUAUGACCUCAAUAAUGACACUGAAGUUGGAGUAGCCGUAUCCCCACAUUCCAUUACCUCGGUUACCUGGGCUGAUGAUAAUUGCCACAUUUCUAUUGGCAAAAAAAAUGGUGAUUGUGAAAUUUGGGACGUUGAAACAAUGACAAAGGUCAGAACAAUGCAUUCUAAUUUGGGUGUAAGAAUCGGUUCCCAAUCAUGGUUUGUGAAUUUGGUGGCAAUGGGCUUUAAAUCAGGGGAAAUUUUGAUCAAUGAUGUUAGGAUCAAAAACCAUGUAGUCUCUACGUGGGAAGAACAUCAGGGGGAGGUUUGUGGAUUAAGUUAUAGAAGAGAUGGGUUACAAUUGGCAUCGGGUGGCAACGAUAACACUGUUUGUAUUUGGGACAGUAGAACAUCGAUACCCCAACAUAUUAAGAGACAGCAUCAGGCUGCGGUUAAGGCUAUUAGCUGGAAUCCUGACAUUUUGUCGUUACUAGCUACUGGAGGUGGUACUAAUGACCGUAAAGUUCAUUUUUGGAACACCACCACUGGUGCAAGAGUUAAUACUAUAGAUACAGGUUCUCAAGUUAGUUCCAUACAGUGGGGUCAAUCAUAUGCUAUAGGUGGGAGCGCCGAUGGUUCUUCUGCAUUUGAUAAUAGAAAUGGCGUAACUGGCAGUGGUGUUGGCAAUGAUCUAACUUAUACCACAGAUAGUGCUGUUACUUCUUCCGGUUAUCAAAGAGAAAUUGUAGUUACUGGUGGUCAUCCAAAUAAUGCCAUAUCCAUAUAUAAUUAUGAAACUAGGUUUAAAGUAGCCGAAAUUGAUCAUGCUCACGAAGCGCGUAUUGUUUCUAGUCAAUUAUCCCCAGAUGGGACAACUCUUGUUACUGUUGGUGGCGAUGAGAAUCUUAAGUUCCACAAAAUAUUUGAUGUCAAGAAGAAAAAGAAAUAUUCUGAUGAUGAAAUGUUGGCUUGUGAGAAUACCAGUUUUGUUAUUUCUGAUGAGGAUGAUGAAAGCUCAACAAAAAAAUGCCAUGCCACUAGAAACCAUAUGUUGCAUAAAUCUGUUUCGAGCACCACCACUAAAUUAUUACGAUCCCCUCAUAAAAAUAAUAAAACCAUGAUGACUAUUAGAUAA
Saccharomycodes ludwigii is the source of this 2388-nucleotide messenger RNA. It is a transcript of the gene CDC20, whose product is annotated as ubiquitin-protein transferase activating protein CDC20. Gene Ontology annotation, molecular function: protein binding; anaphase-promoting complex binding; ubiquitin ligase activator activity. Lineage: Eukaryota; Fungi; Ascomycota; Saccharomycetes; Saccharomycodales; Saccharomycodaceae. Gene Ontology annotation, biological process: anaphase-promoting complex-dependent catabolic process; positive regulation of anaphase-promoting complex-dependent catabolic process; positive regulation of ubiquitin protein ligase activity. Gene Ontology annotation, cellular component: anaphase-promoting complex. The transcript has a single exon. The record is from RefSeq and is a predicted model, not a curated record. Bases 1 to 2388 code for a protein of 795 amino acids.